GAAGGUACAUGUUUAUUUCAUUAACAUCGUGUUUCUGACCUAAGACCAUGCCUCCCAUGCAAGGAGAUGAUGCAUUGCACCAGCUGCAAUCCAAUCACUCUAAGCUCCUUGACAAGAUUGAUGAUCUUCGCACCAUUGGAAUCGGGGGUCUGGUGGAACUACCCCAGCUGAUCGUGUGUGGUAACCAAUCUAGUGGGAAAAGCUCCGUGCUCGAGGCUAUCUCGCGCGUGCGGUUUCCUGCGAAGAGUAGUGUCUGCACGCGUUUUGCGACCGAAGUUAUCCUCCGUCGAAGACAAUCGCCCAGCAUCAAGGUCUCCAUCGAACCUGGCCCAUCCAGAAUCGGCGAGCAGGAACGACGGAAUCUCAGGAACUUUGCCCCCGAUGUGUUCUCCAACAGCGACGACCUGCCAAAGCUGAUCGAAAGGGCUGAAGAGCACAUGGGCAUUUCCAGGACGGUCAGUUCUGGAUUCAGCGAUGAUAUACUCAAAGUUGAGAUCUCUGGCCCAGACAAGCCGGAACUGACCCUCGUGGAUCUACCGGGAUUGUACUACUCCACUAGCGAGGAUCAGGGAGAAGAGGGCAAGAAAAUCGUCCGCAGCCUGACAGAAAAGUACAUGGAGAACUCUCGAAGCAUCAUCCUGGCCGUGAUCAGCGCCAAAAGCGACUACCACAUCCAAGAGGUCCUGAAUAUCGCAGCGCAGUUUGAUCCACAGCGUGAACGAACACUUGGCAUAAUCACCCAACCGGAUACUCUGGAAGCUAACUCAAGGCUGGAGGAUAUGUACCUUCAGUUCGUCAAGAAUGAGAAGGUUCGCUUGCUGUUGGGGUGGCAUGUCCUGCGUAACCGAUCUUUCGAGAUACGGGACAUCUCAGACGAUGCCCGAGAUGAGAUGGAGAAAGCAUUUUUUAACAAAGGACGAUGGACCAGCAUAUCUCGCGAAUGGGUGGGGAUUGAUAGCCUCAGGCGUCGCCUUAGCCUGGUUUUAUCCAAACUCAUCCAGCAGAACAUUCCAGGCUUAAUUAAGGACAUCCAACAGGAGAUCUCCGAGCGUCAGCAGAAAUUGUCCAAACUCGGUCCUGCUCGAUCGACGCUUCAACAGCAACGGGGCUUCCUUCUGGAUAUAAGCAGAAAAUUCGAGCGGCUCAUAGGGCAGAGCUUGAACGGAAUAUACGCGGACGAGUUCUUCGGUGGCCUGGAUAGCACGAAAGGGGAUAGGAGACUUCGGGCCGUCAUUCGCGAGUUGAACGAGUUCUUCGCAGAAGCAAUGACGGUCGGAGGCUGCCGCCGGAAAAUCUUGGAAGUCGGCGAAGAGCCGAUGCCAUCCACUGAGAUUGAGAAGCUUCGGACAAACUGUUACAUGAGGAAUUGGAUACCGAUUUAUGCACAACGUUCUACUCUUGAGCGUGAGAUUAGCGAACAAGCGCGACAGAAUCGGGGCAUUGAGCUGCCAGGAAAUGCGAAUCAGUUACUUGUGGGGAGCUUGUUCCGUGACCAGUCCAAACCAUGGGAAGAACUCGCGAGAGACCACUUGAUGACGGCGUGGGAAGCAACAAGAUACCUUGCAUGUCGCGUUCUCCAGCAUCUCACCGACGAAUAUACGUAUUCAAUACUCGUGGGAGCUGUUCUUGAACCAGAAAUAGAUAGUAUGCAAACUGCAUUGCAGCAUAAACUCGGCGAACUCACUGCAUACACGAAACGGGGCCAUCCGCUGCCUGUGGGAACUGGCUUCCUUACUCGAAUUCAGAAAGUCAGGGGUGAACGACAGCUCGCCUCUCUCAAGAGCAAGCUGAUGGGUUUGCAUGAGCAGUCUCCAAUUUUCUUAGGCCCGUCCUCAAUAUUCAGCCUUCAUGAUCUCGGAAGAGUUACGUCGGACUUAGAGCAAUCCAGAGACCAAUUUGCAGCAACUGAAAUCAUCGAUCAGAUGCAAGCGUACUACGAUGUGAGUCUGACAACCUCCUCCAAAGCUAUAAGUUACUAGUAGCAUCUACCCUUCUUAAACCUUUUGUCCUACAGUCUCUCUAAAACAACACGUAUUUAGACUGCGAUUGUCACCUUUGUGGAGAACGUUGCAAUACUGGGCAUCGAGAAUUGCCUUCUCUACCCUCUACAGAGUAUCUUCACAAGCGAAACCGUUAAUAAUAUGGAUGAUAGUAAGAUUCGAGAACUUGCCUCGGAACCGUCGUUCAUUCAAGAAGAACGAGGGCGUUUGACACAGGAGCUUGAGAAGCUGGAAACUGGUCUGCAAACGCUCAAAAUCUUCGACAGCAAGAUGCCAUCGCUACGAAGUCUAAAUCUAACCGUUUCUGGUAAGUUAGUAGUUUAAAAUUCCAGGGUAGGCGUCGGCUUCAUCUGAGAUUAACGGGAGCCACAUAGCUACGUCCGGUCCCGCAGCUGCAUCAGCUACUCCAAGCAUCUCCAACAGGUUUGGUAAUUCAAAGCCAGCUCUCAAGACAUAUCCUUUUCAAGCUCUAGGAACAAGACCGAGCUCGGGAUUCAUGUCUAGCUUGGGGAACAGACAAUCAACAGCAACAGGGCAGCCCUCGCCAAAUGUGAGCCAGUCAGCGCCAGCUGUUGGCAUAAGUUCAAAAAAUACAUCUUCGACAACUACAGGGCUGUUUGGCACUAACCAGGCGAGAACAUCUUCAACGGCUCCACCAAAGUCACUUUUCGGUGUACUACCUAAUGCAGGCUAUGGAAGCACACCUCCGACGACUGGAGGGCUGUUUGGCUCUAGCUGGCGGACAACGCCUUCAGUAGCUUCAUCAAAGCCAACUUUUGGUUCAUCACUUGAUGGAAGCGCACCUCCAAAAUCUGGAGGGUUGUUUGGCUCUAGCCGGGCGAGCACCCCUUUAACAACUACAGAAACUCCCUUCUCGACUAACCCUCAAUCAACUUCGGUAAAUAGCUCGCUUCCGGUGACGGCGGAAGGACAGCUGCCAAGUCGCUCUCAGCCACCGUCUGGGACCAGCUCCGUCAAUACGACUUCAGUUCCAGCGCAAAGUACUGUUUCACCAUGGAGGGCAAGCAAAGCAUAGUUCGCCUUCCUCCGCCUACUCUUGGUGGGCCUGCAAAUACAGACACAGACAGUGGUAGCAGUCGUCAAGCCCUGAACUAAUGCUAACACAAGUGUAUCUUGGACUAGGAUACAGGGUAAAACCCAAUCUUCAAAUGACCUACCUGUUCCUCCAAGCACAAAAAAUCAGUUCAAGUACGAUCAAAACUUUUUUUUUUCUCUUGUUUCUUUCAAGCUCUUAGCUCCUUUCAUACCAACUUGCACGCUUUUUUUUAUCUCAUGCUUGAGUUUGAUUACAUACUUUAUUUAUCAUCCAAAUUGGACUGGGCCUCCAAACCUUCAGCACAAAGACUUCCUUACUUGGCUUUCUUGUAUAUGACAGGGUUUAUCGUGUACCAGACAGCACCACAGGUCAAGAAUCUCACAUGCAGCACAUCGCAUGUUUUAACCCGUUUGCCAAAUACUCGCCUGAGGUUCGUGAGUUGACUUCUGUUUGCAUCCGAUCCUGUAGCCAUCAUGUCCAUUAUCCUAGAGGCCAUACGAGCUAAAACUGGCCCACAUAAGGAGCUUCGACUGGUGGAUUAUGCGCGAGGUGAUGUCGUGUGUUUGUCAACAUCUACUCCAUCUAUGUUGCCUUGAAUAUUUCAUGAUAUCUAGAUCCAAUAGUAAUACAGACGACAGAAAAUGAAGAGUUUCAA
Molecule: messenger RNA, 3712 nt
Organism: Monascus purpureus
Lineage: Eukaryota; Fungi; Ascomycota; Eurotiomycetes; Eurotiales; Aspergillaceae
Source: the annotation of a GenBank genome assembly